This is a messenger RNA of Malania oleifera, 468 nucleotides long. RefSeq lists its product as uncharacterized. Lineage: Eukaryota; Viridiplantae; Streptophyta; Magnoliopsida; Santalales; Ximeniaceae. The coding region runs from base 1 to 468 and encodes 155 amino acids. The transcript has a single exon. The record is from RefSeq and is a predicted model, not a curated record.
AUGGCGGAGAUGGCUAGAGGUUCAAGGGAGCGAAGCUGCACGAUUAAGCAAUUCACACGUAUGAGACUCCUGUCGUUCUCUGGAGGAGCUGACCCACUCGUGGCUGAGAAUUGGGUUCAAGAUAUAGAGGAUAUAUUAGCAGUUCUCUCAUGUAUAGAUGAGCAGAAGAUGUUGUUUGUGACGUUUAAGUUGACUGGGGAAGCAAAACGCUGGGGGAGAUCAACGAGACUACUAGAGGAGCAAAGACCUGACCCUGUAGCAGUGACGUGGAGCCACCUCAAUGAGAUCUUUUUCAAGAGAUACUUCCCCGCUACUGUUAGAAGUGUGAAGGCAGCGGAAUUUUUGCACUUGGCGCAAGGGCGGAUGAUGAUACAACAGUAUGCAGCUAGAUUUGUCGAGCUGUUCCGGUUUGCCCCAUAUUUCAUACCGGGUGAGGAAAAGAAGGUGAGGAAGUUCGAAGAGGGCUAG